UGUAGAGGAGAUUAACAGCGAUUGACGAUCGAUCGAUCGUGGAGGGAAGGUGGAGAAGGAGGGAAGCUAAAUGCCAGUUAAAAGAAAGGCGAGGAAGGAGGGUUAGAGGUGGAAAAGUGGUCGCGAUAGGAGGAGGGAGGCGGUGAGGAAGGAGAGGAAUGGGUGCCGGGAUGGGCAGGAGCGGCACGAGCGGCGGCUUCCUCGAGGCACUUCCCACGGGAACGCCGCUCCACGUGGCCAUGCUAGGCCUCGACAGCGCGGGGAAAACCACCGCGUUGUAUCGACUCAAGUUCGACCAAUACCUGAACACAGUGCCCACUAUUGGCUUCAACUGCGAGAGGAUCCGUGGUGGCAUCGGCAAAGCGAAAGGUGUGAAUUUUCUCGUAUGGGACGUGGGCGGGCAAGAGAAAUUACGACCAUUGUGGAAGUCUUACACCAGAUGCACCGAUGGUAUUAUCUUCGUGGUCGACUCUUGCGACGCGGAACGGCUCGAGGAGGCCAAAAUGGAGCUGACCAGAACGGCGAGGAGCCCGGAUAACGCCGGUGUGCCCAUUCUGAUCCUAGCCAACAAGCAGGAUCUGCCAGGUGCCAAGGAGGUGGGCGAGUUGGAGAAGCACCUUGGCGUCCUGGAAUUGGCAGGGAUGCCGGGGAGCGCGUGCAUCAGAGUGCAACCGGCCUGCGCGAUCACCGGCGAGGGGCUGCACGAGGGUUUGGACACGCUCUAUCAGCUGAUACUGAAGCGGCGCAAGCUCGCGAAGCUGAACAGGAAGCGGGCCAGGUAGGCCAGGGCCUCGGAGGACUGCACGUGCGUCUUCUGAUUUUGUAAGUCGCGGACAGUCUCUCCUUCGGGCACAGCCACGCCUUCCACGGUGUCUUCUUCCUCCCCGUCGCGCUGCGACGCCGAGGUGCUCGAGUGAACAACGCAUCAACGAACGUGGAUUGGAGAAACGAGGAUCGUUUCGAUUCUUCUUGGAAUCUUCUUCUGCGCGAUUGUGCCGGUUCGCGCCCUCGUUUUCGAAACUGAUCGGAAACUGGAUGAGGAGAGGAAUCCUGCCUCUCGAUACGAGAUCUCACCUCGUUCCAAGGAUGCGCAAAGACGGAAUGCCCUCCCUGGCUGGGAAUUUCACACGAGCGAGGUUGUUCUCGCCUGGUUUAUUUUUUAACCGCCGAAGUUUAACGGCGGUGAAACGAAGAGGAGGAUACUGUUCUCUCCAGCGGGGAGGAGGGAAAUGAAUAAUCUAGGAAAAUUUUCUUUCGGAUCGAUCCACUCGCUGUAUCGCGAGGGAUGGUGAAGCGGAUGAUGUGACGACAACGAAUCAAGUGCUUCUUCGGUGAUACAGAGAAGCGAUCUAUUUUGCCAAAAUUUUCCAAACGAACCGGACUUUUCCUCGAGGGAAAAACUCUUUUAACGAUCCCUCGGCUUGUCGGGUCGGACGAGCUCUCCGUUCCUUUUCACCGGCCGUCAUGGAAAACGCGCGGCGUUUCUCUUUUUUCUUAGCUCCAACGGAUUUUCGCGAUAACGAGGCCUCGUCGUCGCCGAUAACAACGACGUCGAAUCAUCGUAUUAAUAACGCUGACGCGGGCCCGGGUCAAGGAGGAGAGG
Molecule: messenger RNA, 1603 nt
Organism: Apis florea (little honeybee)
Lineage: Eukaryota; Metazoa; Arthropoda; Insecta; Hymenoptera; Apidae
Gene: Arl4
Product: ADP ribosylation factor-like 4
Molecular function (GO): GTP binding; GTPase activity
Source: RefSeq, a predicted model, not a curated record